Molecule: messenger RNA, 2206 nt
Organism: Macadamia integrifolia
Lineage: Eukaryota; Viridiplantae; Streptophyta; Magnoliopsida; Proteales; Proteaceae
Product: F-box/kelch-repeat protein At5g60570-like
Exons: 3
Coding region: 687-1907 (406 amino acids)
Cellular component (GO): nucleus
Molecular function (GO): protein binding
Source: RefSeq, a predicted model, not a curated record
CUAGAGAGAGAGUAGAGAGAGAAAGCUAAAGAUCCAGGGUGCAAAUUGAGUAAACGAAAUGUCUUUUUCUCUUAUACCCCAGGUAGAUUUCCUCGUCUCUUCUCUUCUCUUCUCUUGACUCUUUGAUUAAAAUCCUUAUUUUUUUAAUCCUCUCUCCUCAUCGUAACAAUUCUCUGUCCCUUACCAACCUCAUUAGCCGCCGGCAUACGGCCUUUUUUUUUCUGGUGAGUGGUCUUUUUAUUCUUCUUCUUCAUCUCCGGGGUGUCAUCAUCUUCGCUUCGCGCUCCGAUCGAGGUGUCUGAUUCGCAGGAGACGGCACCUUCGUUCGUUGACAACACUGCCAGAGAACAGAAUCGAUUUCGGCGGAAGAUCCGGAGGUUCCGGUGAUAGAGGCAUAGAGCUCAAAUCUGGUCACACCAGUCCAUUCGAUCUGACGGCUGAACAGGGGAAGCAUGAUGAAGUGAUUGAAAAGGGGGAAUUUUCAGUGAGGCUGGCGCCCGCUCGUCUAUGAGAUAGACAGAUGGAUAGAUCGAUCCAUAGAUACUGAAUUAUGAUGUCCCUCUGCUCGGACCCUUCGUUAUUGUUCUCAUCAUCGCUAGGAGCCAAUACCUACCCUGCCCUCAAUCGGCUCUGCAUCCGAGUGUCUUGCCAGAUGCUUUCUGCCAGUGCCCUGCAGACUUACCAAUAUGAUUCUUCAAGCCGAUGAGUCGAAGAGGCUACUUGAUUUCAAUCUCCCGUGCUUGACGGACAAACCUUCCUCUGAUUUAGUUGGAGACACAAGAAACGUUGUCUUGGAGAUGGGAUCUGAUGUAGGAGAUUAUGAUGGUCGCGGUCAACAUCGCCGCGUUGCUGCUGCGUCUUGUGAUUCUCUUCUUCCUGGUCUUCAUGAUGACAUUGCUCUGACCUGCCUUGCCUGGGCACGCCGAUCAGAUUAUACUUCGCUUGCUUGCCUCAACAGGAGAUUCUAUUCGUUGAUAGAAAGUGGGUGCCUAUAUGGACUGCGGAAGCAAAUGGGCAUCGCCGAGCACUGGGUUUAUUUGGUCUGUGACCCUCGGGGGUGGGAAGCUUUCGACCCCAUGAGAAAGAAAUGGAUGAGAUUGCCCAAGGUCCCUUGCGAUGAAUGCUUCAAUCAUGCAGACAAGGAGUCAUUAGCUGUGGGCAGUGAAUUACUGGUAUUUGGUCGGGAGUUGUUGGAUUUCGCCACCUGGAAGUACAGUUUGGUUCAUCGGAAUUGGGUGAAAUGUCAGGGAAUGAAUUUUCCUCGAUGCUUGUUCGGUUCGAGUAGCUUUGGCUCGAUUGCCAUUGUUGCAGGAGGAAGUGAUAAGAAUGGAAAGAUAUUGGAAUCUGCUGAGCUCUACGAUUCUGUGACAGGUAGUUGGGAACUGUUGCCUAACAUGCACUCUCCGCGUAAGUUGUGCUCUGGUUUCUUCAUGGAUGGGAAGUUCUAUGUGAUAGGUGGGAUGUCAAGUCCUACGGUCUCUUUGACUUGCGGGGAAGAGUAUAAUCUUGAAACGAAGAAAUGGAGGAAAAUUGAUCGCAUGUACCCAAAUGUUAAUAAGGUGGCUCAGGCACCUCCGCUUGUGGCAGUGGUGGAUAACCAGCUCUAUGCGGUUGAGCACUCAACCAACAUGGUGAAGAAGUAUGAUAAGGAGAAGAACACUUGGUCUGUCUUGGGGAGACUCCCUGUGAGAGCUGAUUCUUCAAAUGGUUGGGGCCUGGCUUUCAAGGCAUGCGGCAAGGAACUGCUGGUUGUAGGUGGGCAGAGGGGCCCUGAAGGUGAUGGUGUUGUGUUGAACUCUUGGUGUCCAAAAUCAGGGGUCAAAGAUGGGACCUUGGAGUGGAAGGUGCUCGGAGUGAAGGAGCAUGUUGGGGUGUUCGUCUAUAACUGUGCCGUCAUGGGCUGUUGAGCACUUGUUCUGCAAUUUAUUCACUCAGGAAUCAGACAUUCUGCAAUCUAACCAGGUCUUUGAGGCUGCUGCUCCUUCACAUGUUCUCACCACAAAAUUGUGUGGGCGGCCUUCAUUGAUUUGAAUAUUCAUUUUACUCUUUGACAAUUUCUGUAUUUGGAUAUGGUGCUCAAUUUCAUGAUCACUGUCUCAUGACUUUUAAGGGGAAGACUAGUGAUUAGGUACACUAUUGGUGCAGCUCUCUGUUUCCUCUCCACAGCCAAUUUUCUGUUGAGAACAUAAAAGGCAUUAUUUAUCAA